AGUUCAAUUACAGGAUAUCCUACUUGUAAGGGAAAGUGGAUUACCUUUGUUGAGUGUCUGUCAGUGUGCCUUUACACUUCUCAUUGUAUUUUCUAUCCAGCAAUAAUUCCAUAUUGUGUUCUCUCGCAUUAUUUUUCAUGCUUACUGUUACAGUAUCCUUCCACAUGCUGUGAAUGCCUGGUAAAAAUGAGGAUUGCUUUCAAAGCUAGUGACUUUUUCCCUGAAAACAUCUUGCUGUCUAGUACACAAUUCCUCAGCAGCAUUUAUUUACUUACUUGCAGUUACAAAGUUCAUGUAAAUGCCAAGAUAGUUUCAGAAGUAAAAUGCCAAAAUAAUUAUUUGGUUUGUACAGGAUAAGCAGGCACAGGACAGUUCACCAUGAGCCAUUUCAGAGACCAAACCUGCUUCCAUUUAAAUCAGGAACUGAUUUUGUAUGUCUUUCAGUAGGAUACAGUAAAAUACAUGCCAGAAUAAUUCCUCAUUUAAACUGUCUAUUUAAAUGAGUUAAUAGAAUUGAAAUGCCCAGGCUCUUCUACACUAACACAUCUAUAUGCCAAGCUUUAAGAGUUGCAUCAGGAAGCUUUUUGUAAUAAUUAUAAAAAAAUUAGGUAUCCAUGUUUCUGCUUAAUAAUCUGUGACUCUCUAGAAUAUGUGAUGCUUAAAAAUGUGUUACAAAAUGACAAUACUGGAAACAAGAAUAGCUUGAACUUCUCCUGUUUUCUGCUACAUUUUUUAAGAACUGUACUUUCUUCCUUUGAAUCCCAACACCACUCCCCCAAAUACUUAUUUUUAAUCCCUUCAUAAACUGAAGCAGGCUAUGUUCCAAAGCCAAGAACGGAUCCUUUACUCUAUGCUUGCAUAUUUCAUUAUGUUGCAUAAAUAAUGCAGGUAAAUCUGAAACACACAAAAGCCACAUGGCCACAGGUUGGCAGAACAAAGAAGCAGAUACAAGAGAUUGGGCUUCAGUGCUUGAAGGUGUAAAAGCAGAGUUAGGUUUAGUACUAGACAAAAGUCCACACAAUUCCAUUGGAAAACUUAGUUACUACAAAAGAAGAGGAACUGAAUCAGGUUGCCAGUGUUGUUGCACUGAAAAGAAAAAUUGUACCACCCCCUUUUCCCAUUUCUGGUGUAUGAAAGUAUUCAGGAUAUUUAACUGUAAGGGAAAAGAAGUUAGAGAAAAUUGGUUCUAAUUUGUCUUUGUUCAUUCUUGUGACCUUUCUCACUCCUAGUAGGAUAUCCAAUUCUAUUUUUUGUUUUUUUAGUAAGAGAGCAGGAUAGCUGUCCAGAUGUCCUCUUAGAUUGGAAAAAAAGACAGAACUCAGAUUUCUCUAAAACAGAAGAGAACCAGGCUUAUAUCUAAGCAGGUUGAUACUGCAAUUCCUUGUUUCUUUUUGCAUGGGUUUUGGUUAACAUGGAUUAUUCAGAAAGGUAGUAGGGUGACAGGAAGACAGGCUUGUGGCAGGUGAGUUUGUGAAUGCUCCUGUCUAUUCAUCCUUCAUUUGUUAAGCAAACUGGACAACCUAAGUAAGAAGAAUACUCCAAAACCAAGGUAUUUUCCUUAAUGCUUCAUGCCAUCUGCAAUGGGUUUCUUCUGUGUGAUGUUUUCGUUGACAUGAUACAAAAUAAGCCAGGCCUUUUUCAACUAGAGCAAAAAUACACCUUUUAUGAAGUUUCAGUCAAGUCAGACAUGUAUAUUUGUACGACUGCUUGAUUUUGUUUAGAUUGAGACCUAGAAUUUAAUAUUAUUACAUACUGUGCUCUGCAGUUUUAUAAGUCAUAACUAAAAGCAUUUUUAUGUUGAUACUCAUAAGUUGGCAUUGAGUUACUAUUUUGAUCAUGAAAGAAUUCUGGAGAAUUAUUUUUAUUGGCUUUUCUUAAAUCAUAUACAAGGUAUGACUUGAUUGUUUAUUAUGUACAAUUUAAGCAUAGUAAAGACAACUCACUAGUUCUUAGGUUACCUACUGCAAUUAAAUAUUGAUAAAGGAAAAUAACACCUUCCAAUAUUCUGCAAAUCUGUGUGUUUUCCCUCUUGUCAUCAAUUGUGUAGCUUUCAUAAGAGACUAAUGAAAGGGGUAAUGCUUUUACUGGUGCUGGGGGGCGAGGGGAAAAGCAGCACUUAAUUUUUUUCUCUUGGUUAUCUCACUGUGGUUCUGAUGAGCUAGGUAAGUCUCACACAGUAGGUUUACAGGUCACUUCAUAGAGUCAGUGCCCUGGCAUUUUAUGGCCUCCUAAUGAGCCGUUAAACGGGAGCUGAGGUAAUUAAAUACGGUACUCUGGGACAGUGAACGCGGUACUGACUCCGGCUCUCUGAUUUUAGGUUCCUCAGAAGACGAUGAGGUCAUUCAAGAAGGUCUCCUCAGGCUCAGCAGGGGCGAGUAAAGGUGGAGACGAGCCCGGGAAGUUGCCGGAGCAGGAGGAAGAAGAGGAAUCCCAGGUUUUGCACGGGACCGGCCAUUGCAAAUGGUUCAAUGUGAGAAUGGGAUUCGGGUUCAUCUCCAUGAGCAACCGAGAGGGAAGCCCCUUGGAGUCUCCAGUUGAUGUCUUUGUACACCAAAGCAAGCUUUACAUGGAAGGAUUUAGAAGCCUAAAAGAAGGAGAACCUGUGGAAUUUACUUUUAAGAAAUCUUCCAAAGGCCUUGAAUCAAUACGGGUAACAGGCCCUGGUGGGAGCCCCUGUUUAGGAAGUGAAAGACGACCCAAAGGGAAGACAGUACAAAAAAGAAAACCAAAGGGAGAUAGAUGCUACAACUGCGGUGGCCUCGACCACCACGCUAAAGAAUGUAGUCUACCUCCGCAGCCAAAGAAGUGCCAUUACUGUCAGAGCAUCAUGCACAUGGUGGCUAACUGCCCCCAUAAAACUGUCUCGCAGCAGCCCGCUAGUUCUCAGGGAAGACACGAAGCCGAGCCGCAGCCUUCCACUUCUGCCUUGCUGAGAGAAGGGGGAGGAUCGCACGGCUUCUCGUCUCCAUCGUACUCUCAGGAAGGCAGGCCGGAGAUGUCGGAGCGCUCGGGCAGGUCACCGCAGGAAGUGUCGUCGAGUAAGUUGUCUGCGUCGCCUGAAGAACCAAACAGAAAGGGGCCUUCAGUUCAGAAAAGGAAAAAAACUUAAUGCAUUUUUCAUAAUGUUCCGUUUUCUUUACCCUCUUGGGAUGUCUACCUCAUGCAAGUACAGGGGAAAUAAUUCAUUAUCAGUAGCUGACCUGGAAUUUUAACUACUGUUGAGGAACUGUGAAUGUUUUGUUGUUUUUUGUUGUUUUUUUUUUCUUUGACAGACAAAUCACUCCAAACAAAAUACAUUUGAGCAGGGUGCAUUAUGUUUUACUUUCUGUGUGUAUGUGUGAGUGUGCAUGCAUGUGUGUGUAUGUGUACAUAUCUAUAAAUAUAUAUUUUUCCAUCAGACCAUUCUCCAGAUCCCACCAGACAUUACUGUGAAGCAAAAGUCACAGUACCCACCCAAUGUUCCUGAACUCAUUCCUAGAAACUGUUUAUUAACGUGUUCAGAAAGCAAACAAGAAAGCCCAAUUUUUUGAAAUUUCACUCAGAAACAAACCAAACAAGAACUGAUAAACCACACAAAGAACUGAGAUCAAGACUGUUACGUUUCUUGUGAACCAAAGGAUACUUUCAUAUUUUAAAGCUGCCAUAUGGUACUAAAGAUACUAAGACAUCCCCCGUACCAUCAAUUUGAAUUAUUUCCUUUUUCAUCUCCACAAAAUAUCAAAACCCUCCCUUCCCCAUGCCAGUGCAGGGCAGUUUCAUGACUCAAGACAACUCUCAUUGCCACCACCCUUUGUUGGUGAGGAGUUUAAAGCUCCAGAAAAGACAAUGAAUGUGUAGUUUCUGUGAUGGUUUCUCAAAACGUUUUGUUAAAUUAAUAUGAUUGUAACUGUAACUUAGAUGUCUGUUGUGUAGGGGAGAAUGUGUAAGUUGUUACCAAACAGAUCCUUUUGAGUGGUGUCAGGAUGCCAUCCUGCUUAGCCAUUUGUAUACUGUGAGCAUUUAGGGUACCUUGGUGGCAGUAGUAGCCGCAGCAGCAGCAAUUUCUCUUGGUCCCAAGUAGUGUCCCUCAAUUUGAAGGUUCUUCCCCCUUAUUUCCUAUUGAAAUACCAUGGAGAGAACUCUCUAGGGAUUUUUAUUGUUGUUGUUGUCUGUUUGGGUUUUCAAGAAAACAAAAUGCAAAGCUAACGAGAUCCUGGGCUGAAUAGUUUCCUAAGACUAAAGGUUGAUGGGCACUUGGGGUUGCUCAGCUGGCCUCCCUAGAUGGUGAUACAGCAGGGGGGCAGACCUGCAGAUUUGCCAGAAGCCCUGGGCAUCACCUGCUUCUGGUGAACUGGGGGCUGCAGCUGACCAGCCUUGGUGCAGAGUGCCCUAGGACCACACACUUCUGUGUGAAAGAGGAGGAAGAUUGGUGGCCUCAGAGUGAGACUCCCUGGGCUGCAGGCCUUGCCCGGGGUUAAUAAGAGUUGGAGCCUAUCAAAACUUCAAGUCGCUUUCCAUUUGUAACUUUUGAAUUACCAAGUCAUACGUAAGAUAACGUACUCUGACAAAUCCCAUUGUGGAUGUAAGUUAAUUAGAGAAACCUGUAUAAUCCUUAACAUUGGCAAUAAACACAGGCUGUUAAAGCUUGAAAGUGUCGGGUAGGUUUAAGCUCGGAUAAUCAAACUAAAGAAACAGCCUGCAUGAAAGGCUACAGCGAGCCAAAGUCCUACCCUGGUAACUCCUCUGCAGCCGAGGGUUACACCAGGUAUGCAGCUGGCUCACUGCCUGGCCUUUCCCCUUCCCACUUGUCCUGCCACAUGAGACUUUUACUGGUGCUGCUGCUGCUUCAGUGAACAGGUAGUCGUCAUCAAACUCCUCAGUGAAGGGCACAAUUUCGAGAGAGAAUUAUUUUGUGUGAAUUCCUUGCCAGUGUUUGCAAGAAUCUCAAGGUUUGUACUGAAGUUCUCAGUAAUGCUAAUGCAAAGCUUACCUUUGACGAUAUUGAAUGUGAUAUAUCUAUAGAGAACGUCCUUGCCUUACGUAAGGAUAGUAAACUUAUUUAAAUUAUGUAGACAAAUCAAAGUGGCAUUGCUUAACCUUCUAGUCGGUGUAAAAACCAGGUUAAACAGCAAAGAUGCAAAACUUAGGUCACUUUGAAAAUUUAAACCAAAGUUCCUUAUAGAAAUAGGCAACUGUGGAUUUGAAAACUGGUCAUUCCCUGUUUAUAUGUAAGAAGUUCAGAGCUGAGACAAGGAAAUGUUUUCAACAUGUGGAUUUUUGUAGGUGCUGUUUGAAAUCACUGUGCGCACCAAAGUCAGACUGAACUGCUAAGAGCACAUACCAAACCCUAUCUUAUUGUUGAAAGCUUAAGGUUUUAUUUUUAUAUAUUAGAAUGUUAUCACUGUUACAUAACAUACUCAGGACAAAGAACUUUGCUCAGGGAAUAUACCAUGUAAUGUUUUUUCUUUACAGAAUAGUCUACAGACCUGCUUACUCAGAACAAACCAAAUAGUCUUAGACCUUUUUAUCUCUGUAUAAGUAUUAUGUACUGAUGUUAGUAACUACCUCUGAGUUGACGUAGACCUACGUUUCUGAUAAUCAGAUCUCAGCAUUUUGUAUUAUAAGUUCCUGUGAAAUGAUGAAGUGGUAUUAUGUACUGGUUGCUUAUGUGAGCAUUUGUGUCUUUAUAUUCACAGGGUCUGAGUUUUCAGAGAU
This is a messenger RNA of Melozone crissalis (California towhee), 5694 nucleotides long. RefSeq names its product lin-28 homolog B (gene LIN28B). Gene Ontology annotation, molecular function: nucleic acid binding; zinc ion binding. The transcript is spliced from 4 exons. Lineage: Eukaryota; Metazoa; Chordata; Aves; Passeriformes; Passerellidae. The record is from RefSeq and is a predicted model, not a curated record. The coding region runs from base 2333 to 3109 and encodes 258 amino acids.